Pochonia chlamydosporia 170 is the source of this 327-nucleotide messenger RNA. RefSeq lists its product as hypothetical. NCBI's taxonomy places the organism in Eukaryota, Fungi, Ascomycota, Sordariomycetes, Hypocreales, Clavicipitaceae. The record is from RefSeq and is a predicted model, not a curated record. Bases 1 to 327 code for a protein of 108 amino acids. The transcript has a single exon.
AUGCGAGGAUGGAUUCCGAACAUUUCGUCCUCCGUUGACUACAUAAUGCGGAGAGCCAACAUCUGCAAUAUGAAUGUCAUUGUCGCGAACUGGCAUCUGGCAAUUCCACGAAAGAACGAGAAUGGGUUUUGCCUAUCGACAGGUCUCCAUUUCGGCACACAGCCUGACUGUAUUAUUGUGCAAGACAUUCGGUGUUUGAUGAACAUUCGUCGGUCAGCUGACAACCCGGAGUCAUCGAAAGACGAACUGUUGGCAAGAGGAGUGAGGAGUGAGGAGCUGCCAAUACCUGGGUCAGGCAUGUACACACCGAUAUGCGAUUGGCAAUGA